UCCACCAGAGCUUUCCGUAGUUUAAUGAAAAAACAUGACGUGUAUUAUUUUCAUCAGAAACAGGAACAGCGUGUGACAGAUAUGGUCUGGCUGUAGAAGAGAUUUAACUUAACAAGUAACGGUAACAGUAUACUGAAAUUGUAUUUGUACCUAAUGUAUUCAAGAGAGAAUGGCGUCAGAUUUAAUGUUAGACUUCGAAAACCACGUAAACCAACACCACAUUGGGAUGAAUAGCGAUACAGGAGAUAUUUGUAUCGACCAAGAUGGCGAAUGGGACCUCAGCCUUUUUGAUGAGCUGGAGGACAUGGGGGAUGCUGAUGAGCUACUGCGAGCCUUGGAGGAUGUGGCCUACGUUGGAGAGGUCCCUGAUCUGGACCUGGGCCUGGACCUGCCUCUCUGGACCUCGGGCACUUGUGGAGACACCAGCAGCAGCUGCACAGAUGCCGAUAUGAGCGUGGGCUCCCUCUCCCCGAACCCCACGCUGAGCUCCGUGUCAUCCCCCAGCUCAGUGGAAGCUCUGUCCCCCUGCAGCCUGUCCGACGAGCUGCUGUCCCCCCAGUCCCAGCCGUUUCCCUCCCAGUCUCAGCCGUCCCCUGCGUCCAUGUCCCCUGAGUCCUUCAGUUCCUCCGAAUCUGCCCUGGGGAGGAAGCCUCAGAGAAGAGCCGGUCAGUCCAGAGUCAAAUCCUCACUGCCUCAGAAACGGCCCAUUCAGCUGACCCCCAAGGUGUCCAUCCGGCCCAAACCGGUCAUCAUGGCCAUGCCCAUCCCCCACUCCGCUGCCCCUCUCCAGGCCAAGACCUUCAUCAUCCAGCCCCUCCAGGCUGUGCUCCCUGUCGCCAAACCAGCCCCUGUCAGCAUCCAGCCAGCGCCUCCUGCUGGACGUCCGGCGGUGCUACCGCAGCCGGCCGGCGUGCUGCACCUGCGGGGCCCCCAGAUCGCACCGGCCCCGCCCGUCCUGUCCUUCCCGAACCGCCUGGUCGCUGUGCCGACGCUCUCCCCCGCGGCAGCCGUCACGCGUCCCCUGACGCCUACGACCCUCAGCGACGCUGCGAUGGACGGAGAUAUGAAUGUUGUGAGUAGGCAGCAGCGCAUAAUAAAAAACCGUGAGUCGGCCUCGCUGUCUCGGAAGAAGAAGAAGGAGUACCUGCUGACCCUGGAGGCCAGGCUGAAGGUGGCGCUGUCCGAGAACGAGAAGCUUAAGAGUGAGAACGGCUCCCUAAAGAAGCAGCUGGACGGUGUGGUGACGGAGAACAGUGUGCUGAAAGCUACAGCCCCCAAAAGACGAGCCGUGUGCCUCCUGGUGGUCCUCGUGUUCCUCGUGAUGAAUGUUGGCCAGCUGAGGCUGUUGGAUGGAGACUCCAGUUCCAAGCUGUCAGCUGGGACCAUGAACAGUGGCAGACAUCUGCUGGGCUUCUCCCCUGAGAACCUCAUAGGCCAGGAACCACCUGAAGGUGCCAUUCCCCAAGCCCCUGACAGAUACGAGGACUCCACCCCGGAGAAGAAGGCGCUGAUGGUGGUAAAGAAGGAGCCCCUCUUCCUCGAGCCCUCACCACCAUGCCAGCCCUUCAUUAACAGGACCAAGUCUAUCAAGAUGGCCCACGAGCUGCGGGGGUGGGUACAUCGGCAUGAAGUGGAGAGGACGAAGUCCAGGCGGACGACCAACAGCCAGCACAAAACCAAAACGAUUCCGAAAUCUCCAGAUGAAAAGGCUGAGGUUGCUCAGAUCGUGACUGUCCAGUACACCGAUAUGUCUGAAAAGAGUCCUGGUAGUGAACUUCAGGUGUACUACGCCCCACACCGCAGCCACUACGACUUCUUCGAGGAGAUCCACCGCAGGGGAGACACCUUCUACGUUGUGUCCUUUCGCAGGGAUCACCUUCUGCUUCCUGCUACAAACCACAACAAGCGGAGCAAGAUGUCAGUGGUGUUACCCGCAAUGAACAUUAAUGACAGUGUGAUUAAAGACAAGGAGUAUGAAGUGAUGAUGCAGAUCGACUGUGAGGUCAUGGACACCAGGAUCCUCCACAUCAAGUCCUCCAGCAUCCCACCAUUCCUGCGUGUCAAUCACACCGAGCCCUUCUAUCACUCGGGCCCAGUCCAUGGCCAGGCCACACCUCCAGUUGGAGUACUGACAGGCUCUGCCUAGACGUAGACACACUGAGAAAAAUGAUAACAGGAAGCACGGAUAUAUUUAUUUACAAAUGAAUAAAAAUUCUACUUAUUUUAACUGACAAUGCUCUGAAAAACAUUGCCUUUUUUCUUAUGUUGUUUUUUAUUUAUAUUAUUGGAACCAAAUGCCAGAACUGAAUUUCAGGUGUCUGUUCACUUAUUUGGAUGGAAAAGAUGUUUGAGUCAAGCUCGAUAAGAAAUUAAAAUCUGAAAAAUACAGAGUGUUUCAGAUGGGGUCGGUCAGCUGACCGUGCUCUUUUCAGCUCCUGUUUUCAUCACGGUUGCUGGGAGGAAGGGCUGCGCGUGCUGUGUGGCAGACGGGCCCUUCUCUGGCUACCACCCCAGACUCUCCUCAUCGGGGUAAUUGGUAAAUAACAGUGGGGGUCCCAGCAUUGCACACCGAGUAACCCCUUCAAAGAACGAAUCAUUUCAAGUUACGGCUCACUCCUGCUUCCUGUUCAUGAAGCCAUCGCGGGCAUUCCAGAUUUUUACUUUCUGGAACAGCCUAAUAAAAUCUAAUUUAGGGUAGGUUUGCAUACAAAACCUGAUAAGUGAGAGAGGGUAAUUUGUGUUCUGAUUGAGGUUUUUUGUCUUUCAGUUUCUCUGGAAUGUAUUAUGGAAAAUUCUCCUUUGCAAUAUUUCCACCUUUUUAAGCAGCAGCUUCUGUCAGAAUGCAGGAUCCAGCUUCUUAAACUGAAGUCACCAUUGUUUCACAUUGUUUAUUUUAAGCUGUAGCUUGCUUGCAAAGACUGUGGCCUCACCUUUUCAGCUUUUGCACUGUUUUUCGCUAAUGAAAGUUAAAUAUUUCUGUCAAUAUUGUUAUUUAUUUAUUGUAGCUUUGGCUAUAAUUCUAGGUAGAAUUUUUGUCUUGAGUGGAAUGUUCACGAAAACAUGGGCAUCAAGACAGUUGAAGUUAUGAAGAAUUAAAUUGCAGAGUCGAUGCAUGAUUUACAUUACCAUUCAAGCACUUUCAUGUAGCAUCUGUGAUAUUUAAAAUGCAUUUUAGCCACUGUCCAGUGAAUCUAAAUACAGAUGUUCUGGCUCAUAAUCCUAAUGCACCGUAUAGUGAGAACUGUUCUCAUGGUGUCCUAAGGUGCACCCUCCGUCAGGAAAGCUUCAAAACCCGACAAGAACAAUACUGGCGUUGAGAUAAAGUAAGAAACAUGAUAACAGUGUUCUCAGACCUAUCUAUCCAAGUGAAUAAUCAGGAGAUCUCGUUCCCUUGUCAUCUCGUGGAGCACAUCUUAUUGCAUAAGAAAUUUUAGGAUGAAGAAGAUUGACUCAAGGAAUUAAAUUUAAGUUGUGUAUUUAAUGCCUCUGGGUAUUAACGUUUUUUACAAAUUGGAAGAGACUGAACUUGAUAUAGAAUUGUCAUUCAGUACGUCAGAACCAUUUUAACUGGACAAGCGCAUUUAAAUGAAAUAAUUUUGAGAAACAAAGUCUACAGAGCUUGUGCUGUAUGCAUUUGAGAUGGGCUGCAUAAGAUUGUAUUUUUAAAGAAUGCGGCUUGAAAAUUAAUUCGUUUUAAAAGGGGUAUUAGAAUUAUGGUAAAAUCAGUUUUGUAUUCUAAAUGCAAUGUUGGUUAUGUUUUUUUGUCUGGCUUCUAACUAAGCUUCCCGUAUUUAUAUUUAUAUGAAUCCAAACAUGGCUAUAUUGUUACAUGUUUUAUUAUCUAAAAGACUGCAAGGUAAUUGUAAAUAGAAGUAUUUUGAUUUGCUAUCAGUAAUUGGAUCUACAGGACCUGUUAGUUGUAGUACACAUAGUAUGUUACAGUCAUUGCGGGUGGAAGUUUUGAAUGGAGGACCAGGUAAAAGUUCAUUUCUGUGAAAUUCAGUUUUUGAUUAUGACAUUGUAACAACUGGAUGAUUUAAAAACAAUUGUUCAUGCAUUUUGAAAAUGAAGCAAUUUAGUAGUCUAAACUCAUGUUUCCUGUGAUCAUAAUUUUGUUUGUUAAAAUGUUCCAGCAACUAUUUAUAAUUUACUUUUCCUUGCGUUACUUUAACUGAACUUUGUGUUUGGAUUUUGAGCUUAAUAUCUGAUUUGAUUCUAAUGCAUUUGAGGUUCAUAAUUAUUGUCUGUUACAAAUUUGGAUAUUCAGGGAGUCGGGCAUAAGUAACAUAUAUAAAUAAAUGAAAUGUACAUAAUACAUAAUAAUGGCAGAUCAGAUUUUUGUUUGAAAUUGCGUAAGUAAGCAAAUAAAGCACUGGAAGAACACAAAA
This is a messenger RNA of Anguilla rostrata (American eel), 4388 nucleotides long. It is a transcript of the gene atf6, whose product is annotated as activating transcription factor 6. The record is from RefSeq and is a predicted model, not a curated record. Gene Ontology annotation, molecular function: DNA-binding transcription factor activity, RNA polymerase II-specific; RNA polymerase II cis-regulatory region sequence-specific DNA binding. Lineage: Eukaryota; Metazoa; Chordata; Actinopteri; Anguilliformes; Anguillidae. Gene Ontology annotation, biological process: endoplasmic reticulum unfolded protein response; regulation of transcription by RNA polymerase II. Gene Ontology annotation, cellular component: nucleus.